This is a messenger RNA of Astrephomene gubernaculifera, 4731 nucleotides long. Lineage: Eukaryota; Viridiplantae; Chlorophyta; Chlorophyceae; Chlamydomonadales; Astrephomenaceae. The record is from the annotation of a GenBank genome assembly.
GGAAAUAAUUGUGGAUUGCAUUAAAUGCAGGACACCGAAAGUGUAUAUGUGCUCUACUUAUGCAGUCAUAGCUUAAUGCAUGGAACGACGCGUCAUAUGUUCGCUCCUGAACGUUGCUAUUCUCCUUUACAUAGUUAACUUUGCGCAUUCUCACUCUGAUGCCACCGGGUGUGACGGUUUCCUCAAUUUAAAAUUGUUGGAGCGCGCACUCCAUGCUUCCAGUUUAGUCAAAGCAAAGGAGAUGAGGUCCACUGGCCACGGAAGAGGGGCUAUCCAGGUGCUGGCACAGAAUGACAGCAUCCAGCCAUACGUACCACCGUUGGAGCUCCAGUUCUCUGAAACAGGGGAGCAUCAGUCUAAUCAGCAGGCCGUCCUAGGCCGCAUAACAAUUGCAAGCAAGGAGGCCAUCCGAUACGUUCUGUUAAUGCGCAGCGCUAGUGUUGCUGAGGUUAUGUGCGUGGAUCUUGGGGUGAAGCCGCCUACAAGCAGUAGCAUUCGGGUGCACCCAGAGGCAGGCCUAGUGUCAGUGCAUUCAGUAUGCGUAGACAUGGGCCUGCCAAGGAGGCGGGCGUGGGCGCAGAGCCUCCGAGUUUUCAGCAAGGAGCAGGAGAAGUGGGUAGAAGUGAGGCGCCACGUGCCUGCUCACGACUUCCUGCGGUCCUGGACAGCUGCACGAUUCCUACCUGCUCAGUUACCAGUUCCAGAGCAACGUGGUGCGUCGCUAGAGCAUCAGCAAGGGCUAGAGGAGAAUCUGGAGCCUCAGCAACAGCAGCUCCCGCCCUGUGCACCCAAAGUCUCUGCUGCAUGCACAGUGCCAGGAGAUAUGACACUCAAGGAAAGCACCGAGGGUGCAAUGGCAAUUAAUGCAGGCGGCGGAGGAGUGGAGGGGGAUGGUAGAGCAGUAACCAAUCGGCCGUACACGGAGGUAGACAACAUCUGCGGGGCGUGGGAGGACAAGCUGGGUGGCGCAUGUGGGCUGGAGGGCAUGGGCGGGUCUAUCACGAAGGCAGGAAUUAAGCUUGCCUUUCAGAGCAUGAGCACCUUCCUUCACAUGGACAAACUCCAGCGUUGUAUUCGACUUGGGUGGCGCUAUUGGCAGGAUGCUCCCGUUUGCCAAGGUGGCUGCAUGCGUGUCGUCGGCGUGGAUGGCGGAGUGCAAUGACAGCAAAAUCCAAAAAGCGGUUGCAUUCCUACCUCAGGUAUACGGCGACCUAAUAAAGAAAGGCUUAGCGGCCCCUGUGGGUCAGCUGGACACUUUGAUGGAGGUUAUCCACCAUGACAUGACCCGUGAGGCUGGUGGAUCUUGGGACUGGGUCCGUGCACGGCUUGCUGCGACCUCGCACAUCUACAGCUUCUGUGAGGGCAUUCCCCGCGAAGCAUUGGCGGUUACAGGCCGCGCCGUCAAGGACAGCACUGCCUUUAAGGGCUGUGUCCUGGUCUGCUACCAGGCUAACUGGUCUCACAACUCCACUUUGCAUGACACCCUUGGGCGCUCACCCCAUCCCGAGGAGGUGAUGGAGCUGGAGUGGGGCUUUGGCCCAAUGGUGCUGUUAUGCCGGCUGAAUGCGCGGCAGGAACGUGGCAAGGCAACAUACCCCAUGUGGGUGUUCGCUAGGUACACGGGGGAGAGCAGCAAGCGGCCGCCCAUGCUCCAAAAUCUCAGCGAUUAUCCAGACUCCAUUUCCAAAGCCCAGUGGUGGUGGCAGCGUCACACUGGUGCUGACUUGUCCGAUUUCCUUACAGACACCAGCCUACAGCUGCGGUUGGCUGUAGUGCAGAACGAACGUCUAACAGUAGCUGACCUUCCAACUGCCCUCGCUGACCGCUAUGCGUUUUAUACAGCACAGUCCGUGCCCCCAGGGCUGCUAGAAUGGGCGCUGGGGCUGUGCUUUGCUAACGAUGCAUCUUCUCUUUUAGACAAUGGGGUGCCAGGGAGCACACCGAAAGCCCUUGGUCGAAGGGGAAAGCUGAGCCGCUCUCAAAGAGACACGGCUAGGGGCAGGGAAGCAAGUAUGCGGAAGAUGGUGGAGCAGAAACGUGGAGAGUUUAGCAAUGCAUCUGUCCAGUUCAUCUUGAUCGAGGACCGAGGGGCAAAAGUACCUGUAGCAUAUGCAGCUUACAGGCCGGACCUUGAUGACGCGAAGCUAGUGCUGCGCCUGUCUGAAGUACGUGUGGAAGAGCGGGCACAGCGUGACGGUAUCGGCAGUGGCCUCGUCAGGGGCCUUGUACGCUUUGCGGAGCGGCUCCAACUUGCGGCGGUGGUCGUGACAGUAGCCGCUGACAAUGCCGGGGGCAAGAGGUUCUUUGAAGCAAUAGGAUUUGUGACACACGAGGGAACCAGCAAGGCCACUAAGCGGGAGACCUGCUUGGUUCUCUCCAUCCAACCACUUUCCUUCAAUCGUACAAUGGAGCCCGUGCAGCGGUACAGCCUGGAUGAGGUGCGCGAAAUGGAGCGGGCCGCAUCUCGGUUGCGGCCAGCGGCCGGCGCCGGUUGGAUCAAGCUUGGAGCGGGCGGGUUUGGCUCGGUAACAGCUGGUGUUACAGCUUCCGCACGCAGGGUGGCCAUCAAGCGGUUUACACUGGGCCCAAGCACCAGUACCGACGUCCUUCGUGCUAUCCGGCAGAACAUCACAGUGGGGAUGACCUGCUGUUCUGAGAACCUGUUGCAGCUCGUAGGGAUAGCCCAUAGCCCGGCGGGAUCGGUAACUGGUCUGGUCUGGGAGGAGGCGACCCAUGGCAGCCUGGAACCGCCAGGACCCAACCUGCCACUCCAGCAGGUUGUCGGGCUGCUUGCUGACGCCGCCAAUGGCGCUGCAGUGUUGCACGACGCAGGGCUGGUUCACAGGGAUAUCAAGCCUGCUAACAUCCUGGUCACUGAUCGUGGUCACGGCGUCGUCGGUUUACUAGCAGACUAUGAUGUGACCGUGGAGUCCGGCACGCGGUUUGGCUUGGUGGGCACCCCUGGCUACCGGCCCCCAGAAGCCGAGGGUCAGCCCGACCCACAGGCUACCACCACCUACCACACCCUGGCGUUUGACGUAUACAGCUUCGGAGCAACCUUAGCCACAGUCCUCUUCCGCACCAGUGCCGUGGGCCCUACCGUUUGCGCGGUACAGACUCAGCUGGUAGCCGAGUGCAGGUCCCUGGUGGAAGAAGUUCAGAAUGCAUGGGCUGAAGGCGCCGUGAUGCCGUCAUUUGAAGUGGUACGCAGACUUCUGGAUCUGGCCGCCGCAGCCCUCGUCAAAACCCCUGGAGGUCGCUUGCAGCAUGCAUGCGGCCCCAACUCUAAUAAAGCCGCGGGAGACUAUAUGCGUUUUAUAGCGAUACGGCUGCGGGAACUGGCAUCCGGGUUAACUAGGUGAUGGGGACUGAUUGCGCAGUGCAGUAGAUGCGGGGGGGAACAAGGAAAACUGACGAAUUUGCGGGGGGGUUGUUGUUUGGAAUGGUGGCAGUGGUGGUCUGUAGUAUCCAGUUAUGGUAGUUGGCAUGCGUGUGCUCCUAGUUUACUACUGCCCUGUUGCUUUGUAGGGGCUGUAUGAGGCGGCCACAACGGCCUGGCCACCCAUGUGUUCUACGACAGUUUGGUUAUGGUAGUUGGCAUGCGUGUGCUCCUAGUUUACUACUGCCCCGUUGCUUUGUAGGGGCUGUAUGAGGCGGCCACCACGGCCUGACUUCCGUCAUGUCUAGGUCCCAUACACAGGGCAAGCGAGGCACCACUUGGCCACCCACGUGUUCUACAACAGUUUGGUUAUGGUAGUUGGCAUGCGUGUGCUCCUAGUUUACUACUGCCCCGUUGCUUUGUAGGGGCUGUAUGAGGCGGCCACCACGGCCUGGCCACCCAUGUGUUCUACGACAGUUUGGUUAUGGUAGUUGGCAUGCGUGUGCUCCUAGUUUACUACUGCCCCGUUGCUUUAUUUGUAGGGGCUGUAUGAGGCGGCCACAACGGCCUGGCCACCCACGUGUUCUACAACAGUUUGGUUAUGGUAGUUGGCAUGCGUGUGCUCCUAGUUUACUACUGCCCCGUUGCUUUGCAGGGGCUGUAUGAGGCGGCCACAACGGCCUGGCCACCCAUGUGUUCUACGACAGUUUGGUUAUGGUAGUUGGCAUGCGUGUGCUCCUAGUUUACUACUACCCCGUUGCUUUAUUUGUAGGCGGCCACAACGGCCUGACUGCCGUCAUGUCUAUCUAGGUCCCACAUACAGGGCAAGCGAGGCACAGCUUGUCCAGCCAUGUACGGCUAGCAAAGGGAGCGACUGUGCCUGAUUGGCAUCCAGUAAACAUGCAUUGGUUCUGGAUGUGACCCUUAGGUCCCAUACACAGGGCAAGCGAGGCACCGCUUGGCCACCCACGUGUUCUACGACAGUUUAUUUGGUUAUGGUAGUUGGCAUGCUUUGUAUGUGACCUCUAGGUACAGGUGCAACUUCGUGCGCUUAAGCCGCAUUAAUCCGGUAGAGGCACAAAUGUUACAUUGGAUUAUGCGGUUGGAUCAAUGAUAAAUCCGAUGUAAUCCGUUUGUAUCCGCAUGCACGCGCCUUAACCUGCCUAACAGGCUUAUCCUGGAUUAAAACGGAUUAAGACGGAUUAAGUUGAUCCGUAGGCCGGAUUAACCCAUAGGGGCCGUUGGUAGGGGAUGGUGACAGCGGUGGUGAUGGCGUACAGGAAACGAUGAUAUACCCCUCCAUGCCCCUCCAAUUGCUGCCUCACUCACCGUGCCAUGACACAAAGGCCAGG